AUGGCACCAACCCCUGAUUGGGUCAAGCAAUUGAAGCCUUCUGGCCCGCAGGGCUAUGAGCUCCUUGCUGCCGAGCGCGCAAGGUCCAAUAUCCCAGUUGAGAAGCUGCAAGAGCUUCUCCUAACCAAGGAAGCCAUUGAAAGGAAACGGCGAAUACUCGACAUCUUGAAAUCCGAAAAGGUCUUCGACAAAUCUCAGAACUACUUUUCUGGCAGAAUGGAGCGUUUUGAGAGAGCUCUUGCUCGCGAAAAGAAGCUGCAGAUGCUGAAGAGGAAACAUAAUUGGACGCAGGAGGAGUUCCGCACUGCUUCAGAGCUUAUUGGCGAGCCGGGUCCGUACGGGUUGCACGAAAGCAUGUUCAGAAUUACAAUCGACGAGCAAGGUACCCCAGAACAACGUGAGAAGUUUGGGAAGCCAGCUGCGGACUACAAAAUUAUUGGCUGCUAUGCGCAAACCGAGCUCGGCCAUGGGUCCAAUGUUCGUGGUCUCGAGACGACAGCGACCUGGAACCCAGAAGACAAGACAUUCACGAUACAUUCGCCGCACCUUACCGCAAGCAAGUGGUGGAUAGGCUCCCUCGGCCGCACAGCGAACCAUGCCUGUGUCGUGGCGCAGCUGAUGGUUGACGGCAAAUCAUACGGACCGCACCCCUUCAUUGUCCAGAUACGUGAUACGAAGACCCAUGAACCGCUGGAAGGCAUCCACGUUGGUGAUAUGUUUGGAUACAACACCAUGGAUAACGGCUUCUUACUCUUCAAUAACGUCAAAGUACCGCACAUCUCCAUGCUGGCGCGCUUCUCGUCAGUCGACCCUAACACGAACAAGUACGUUCGCCGCGGUUCGCCAUCUCUUGUAUACGGCACGUUGACGUGGGUUCGCUCAACGAUCGUCAUGCAAGCUGGUGCAGUGCUCGCUCGGGGCGUGACAAUUGCUACUCGCUAUUGCGCUAUCCGCCGCCAAUUCCAGGACCGCGAUGCGCCAGAAUGGGAGAAGGGCGAGAACGCCGUGCUCAACUACACCAUGGUCCAGAUCCGCCUUCUUCCCCUUCUCGCUGCCACGUUUGCUCUGCACUUCACCGGCAAGGGCAUGAUGAAUUUGUACCAGGAAAAUCAGAAACGGAUGAAUGAGAAGAACGCUGGCAGAGAUGGACCUAGCAAGAGGGGUGCCGGCCCGGAAGAGACGCAGUCGGGUAGUGAUAUCUUGGCAGAUCUGCAUGCUACAUCUUGUGGAUUAAAGGCUCUGUCAAGUUCCACCGCGGCAGAAGGCCUUGAAGUAUGCCGCAGAGCCUGCGGUGGCCAUGGGUACUCUAGCUUCAGUGGAAUCGGCCCUUGGUAUUCGGAUUACCUCCCAACGACGACAUGGGAAGGGGAUAACUACAUGCUCACACAGCAGGUUGCUCGCUAUCUCCUCAAAUCCGCGCGCUCCGUUCUCGCCAACGAGCUCCCCAUAAAUGGUGCCUUCGCUGACUUUGUACCCCCUCCUUUAGACACUACCCGCAUCCUAUCUACCUUCCGCUCGCGCUCAGAAAUUGGCUGCGCCUUCGAUAUUCUCGGCUCCGACUGCGACAUCAUCGCCGCCUUUGCAUGGCGCUCUUCCUUCCUAACUUUCGAAGCACUCAAGCACCGCGAUGAGGAGAAGAAGCCCUGGAACGAUCUGCUCGUCGACUUCUAUAGGCUGAGUAAGGCGCACAGCCAGUAUAUGGUUGUCAAGAACUUCUACGAAGCGUUGCUGUCGCCGGAUACGACGUCCAAGAUCGAUGCUGAUACUAUCGAUGUUCUAUGGAAACUGUUUAGGCUUUACAGCCUGCACACACUUGAGCAGGAAGGCAGCGAGUUUUACGCCAGCGGCGCCUGCUCAAAGCAUCAGAUCAUGUUGGCACGGACGAAUGCGGUUAUGAAGCUGCUCAAAGAGAUUCGACCGCAUGCCGUGCGGCUUGUGGAUUCUUGGGGCUUUGAUGACUGGUUGUUGGAUUCGAGCCUGGGCAGGUAUGAUGGGAAGGUGUAUGAGGACAUGUUCUAUAGGGCGAGUGAGCUCAACCCACUGAACAGGGUCACGGUGGAUCCGUAUCCGGAGAGCGAUGUGCUAUUCAGGAAGAUCGAGGGAGAGGUGAAGAGUAAGCUGUAG
Messenger RNA from Trematosphaeria pertusa, 2124 nucleotides. RefSeq names its product acyl-coenzyme A oxidase 1. The coding region runs from base 1 to 2124 and encodes 707 amino acids. Lineage: Eukaryota; Fungi; Ascomycota; Dothideomycetes; Pleosporales; Trematosphaeriaceae. The record is from RefSeq and is a predicted model, not a curated record. Gene Ontology annotation, cellular component: peroxisome. Gene Ontology annotation, molecular function: FAD binding; fatty acid binding; acyl-CoA oxidase activity. Gene Ontology annotation, biological process: lipid homeostasis; fatty acid beta-oxidation using acyl-CoA oxidase. The transcript has 6 exons.